AAGCAAAUCAUUUCAAUGUGCUCCAUGUUAUUGCAAAGAUAUAAAUAGAUUAGAAUUACAUUCAACACAAAAGAAAAAUGAUCUCCAAAAUUGUGUUUCAGAGAGAUAUUAGCACUGGCAAGCAAUAGAAAGUAAAAGCAAUUUCACUGUGUGAAAAAAAUUAAAUCACGUAGUUGAAGUAAGAUUACGUAGAUAUAGGAUCGCGCAUGCAGUUACAUUAAUGUACGCAUUUUAUCCCGGUAGUAUUUUCUAUGUAUAAACUUUCACAAUAAAUGACAGAAAAUUUAAAACUUAUCACAUAACCUGCACCACAUUAUAUAAUGGAAGUCGUAAAAAUAAACUUAUAACCCGCGGGUUAUAUACCGGAAAAUACGGUAGUCAAAUAAUACAAGUUUAUUAAUGUAUCGUCUUCACUUUGCUUAGAUAAGAGAUAUAAUACAUCUUGAUAGUAUCACUGUGAAAGAUAAACAAACGCAAGGAACUAUAUAGGUUUUUGUUGUUCUUGUUUUUAAUCUUUUCAUUCAUACAAAUGUAGAUGCUUCAGUUAACGGAAGAUUUAUCAGCUAUGUGCAAACAGGAAACAGACAAGGAUGAAGAAGGAGAGAGUGGAUUAUUUGAUCCACCUUUAUAUAAACAAAGAUAUUAUGCUGUUGCAAAAGUCAUUAAUCAACAUAAGGCAUGUUCUGUUGUGGAUAUGGGCUGCUCUGAAGGUCAAUUUUUACGAAAAGUCAAAGACUUAUGUCCUUCUGUCACGGAAAUUAUUGGUGUUGAUGUAGAUAAGAAUAUUCUUGAACGAAACAAGUUUCAUUUAAAACCUUUGACUGCUGAAUUUAUCCAGAGAAGGCCUUCUCCACUGAAGAUAAGCAUGUUUUGCGGCUCAAUAGCGUCCCCAGAUUUAACGUUUAAAGGUGUUGAUGUGAUUACAGGAAUUGAAGUUAUUGAGCAUCUCUAUGAAGAAGUGCUGCAGCUUGUCCCAGAAUCCUUGUUUGGUAUACUUCAACCCAAAGUUGUUGUUUUAACCACACCAAAUAGUGAAUAUAAUGUAUUAUUUGAAAACUUCUCUGGGAUGAGACAUUGGGAUCAUAAAUUUGAAUGGACUCGAAAAGAGUUCCAAAGUUGGUGUGAAAGCAUUACUAGACAGUAUCAUUACGAUGUUGAAUUUUCUGGCAUUGGUGAUUCUCCAGCUGGAUCAAAUGUAGGGUUUUGCUCUCAAAUGGCAGUGUUUACACAAAGAUAUAAUGUUGAAACAAAGAGGAGAUGUACUGAAAAAGUUAAGGAUGGUGUGUCUGAGAACAAAGUGUUAGAUGUUAAACAUAUGAAAUAUGAAUUAAUAAAAGAGGUCUGUUACCCAUAUGACGAUGUUAAUGAAAACCGAACAGAAAAAGUUCUAAAUGAGCUAAAAUAUAUUAUAAAUCAAUAUUAUUCAGAUAUCCCUGAUGAUGUUAGUAAUCGUUAUACCAACAGUGUUCCAAUUAAACAUUUACUCAGUUAUCAGUCUUUACUGAAGUUCAAAUGUGGACAGGAGGAUAUUUUGUAUUUAAUUAAAACAGAACCUGAAAAAUUUUCUUUAUCUGCAGAUGGAGAAGUUUUAAUGGUGGUUUUAAAUACAGUUAGUUCUGACGAUGAAUCUUUAUUGUCAGAUUUCAACGAAGAAGCAGAAGAUGUGAUUGGCUAUAAUUAUACUUCUAAUGUGACCGAAGAAAGUUGGGAAUAAUAUAUAUUUUUUGUUGGCUUAUGUUUAAUUUCUUGGAUAGUGUUUAUUUAUGACUAGAAGAUGUUGUUACACCUUUUCUUCAUUACAGGAAAAUAUUGAUGGAAAUAACGGUCAGGUAGUUGGA
Molecule: messenger RNA, 1838 nt
Organism: Hydractinia symbiolongicarpus
Lineage: Eukaryota; Metazoa; Cnidaria; Hydrozoa; Anthoathecata; Hydractiniidae
Product: small RNA 2'-O-methyltransferase-like
Exons: 1
Coding region: 536-1714 (392 amino acids)
Biological process (GO): siRNA processing; RNA methylation; piRNA processing
Cellular component (GO): nucleus; cytoplasm
Molecular function (GO): O-methyltransferase activity; S-adenosylmethionine-dependent methyltransferase activity; RNA methyltransferase activity
Source: RefSeq, a predicted model, not a curated record